GUCGAGAUGCUCUAACCCUAGCAGCCAUCGGUCUUUCUCGGUUCGCUCGAUUGCACAGGACAUGGGAUUGGAUCGAGCGACCGCGUGACGGCGGCGGCUCCUGUAGACCGUAGUCGCCUCUGCUGUGGCCGCCUGCCGCCAGCACGAUAAUCGUGUGGUCUCUUAGGCGAUUAUUAGAAGAAGGGACUGGCAAAAUUGAUCCAUAGAGAAGUCUGUCUUUGAACAAUGAACCGAAAAUUCCUGUACAUGACGGCCAUGAAUGUCAAAAGGAGUUCAUACACUCUGCACCGCAUCAAGGCGUCACAAUUGUUUACCCCAAGGGUGCACCUGACUCCGCGGCUGCGGCGGUGGAGGACCAUUCUGUGCCGCCGCCAACAAUGGCUUUCCAUCCUCCUCGGUCCGAGCAUAGACGGGAGAUAAUGGAGUUCAUGCUCUUCGGCAGCAGCAGGAACAAGAUCGUCUGCACAGACGAGAGAGGUCGAGCCGUCUUAUAUGAUGACGGCCUGCAAGCUGUCCGCAUGUUGCCAAGCCUCAAAAAGGCCAAGUGGAAAUCAGUGCCCCUCGCCGUUGGUGACAACCUGUUGGUCAUGGAGGCGAUCCCUAAGAAUGAUCAAAAGAUGGAACAUCAAUCUUUCGAGGCGCUUAUGUAUGGUGAAAGGCCUAAAAUGUUCAAGGGGGUGGACUUUUUCUGGCACUCCAUCCCCCCGCCGCCUUAUGUCUAUGCCCCUGGCUAUGGUGUCGACCGUUCUGGUGUGAUCACCGCGUGCACUAUGGUCAAUAGCUCAAGCAUCUUGAUAUCCACAGGGAGCCUCAGCACCUACUGCUUGGACAUGGUGAGCGGUAAGUGGAGCAAGAGUGGUGCCUGGCCGCUGCCGUUUAAAGGACUUGCAGAAUAUGUUCCGGAGUACGAUCUCUGGUUUGGUGUCUCGGCAAAGGGGGGUGGCGUCCUCUGCGCAUCAGACCUGGGUGCUGCCGUGGCAUUCCAAGAGUGGGAGGGAUUUGCUAUCCCUGAGGGUACCGAGCUAGGAUCGCACCUCCUGCACCUAGGUGCCGGCCGUUUCUGUGUCGCCAAGUCGAUCAUGACAACAAGGCCGGCCCGUGCGUUGCAACGGGAGAGAAAACAUAACACACACUCUUAACUCAACAACUAUCACCCAAGAUCACAAUAGGUUCGUCUUCUUUAUUUUUGCAAGGAUCAUAUUUGUGUUGCCGCUUAU
Triticum urartu is the source of this 1217-nucleotide messenger RNA. The record is from RefSeq and is a predicted model, not a curated record. NCBI's taxonomy places the organism in Eukaryota, Viridiplantae, Streptophyta, Magnoliopsida, Poales, Poaceae.